Messenger RNA from Phacochoerus africanus (Common warthog), 1706 nucleotides. It is a transcript of the gene RELL1, whose product is annotated as RELT like 1. The record is from RefSeq and is a predicted model, not a curated record. The transcript has 7 exons. Gene Ontology annotation, cellular component: plasma membrane. Bases 110 to 934 code for a protein of 274 amino acids. Gene Ontology annotation, biological process: positive regulation of p38MAPK cascade. Lineage: Eukaryota; Metazoa; Chordata; Mammalia; Artiodactyla; Suidae.
CGCGGGGGCUGGGCCCUGCCAGUCUGUCCGACGGCGGACUCGAGAGCUGCACACCCUAUUGGAGCCCGGGACGCGGCACCCCGGGGGAGGAGGGCGAAGAGACGCGGGGAUGGCUCUGCGGGGACUCCCGGGGUCCGCCGUUCUCGCCGCUGCUGUCUUCGUGGGAGGCGCCGUGAGUUCGCCACUCGUAGCCCCGGACAAUGGUGGCAGCCGCAUAUUACCUUCCGGAACCAAGACGACGCCCUCGCCCACAAACGACACUGGGAAUGGACACCCAGAAUAUAUCGCGUAUGCGCUCGUCCCCGUGUUCUUCAUCAUGGGUCUCUUUGGCGUCCUCAUCUGCCACCUGCUUAAGAAGAAAGGCUAUCGUUGUACAACAGAAGCCGAGCAAGACGUGGAAGAGGAAAAGGUUGAAAAGAUAGAGAUGAACGACAGCGUGAAUGAAAAUAGUGACACCGUUGGACAAAUUGUCCACUACAUCAUGAAAAAUGAAGCAAAUGCCGAUGUUUUGAAGGCAAUGGUGGCAGAUAACAGCCUGUAUGAUCCUGAAAGCCCUGUGACCCCCAGCACUCCUGGGAGCCCGCCCGUGAGCCCCGGGCCCUUGUCACCAGGAGGCACCCCAGGAAAGCACAUCUGCGGCCACCAUCUGCACACAGUGGGCGGUGCUGUCGAGCGGGACGUGUGUCAUCGAUGUAGGCAUAAGCGGUGGCACUUCAUCAGACCUGCCAACAAGUCCAAAGAGGGCCGCCCGAGGCGCCAAGGGGAGGUCACUGUCCUCUCUGUGGGCAGGUUUAGAGUUACGAAAGUGGAACACAAGGCAAAUCAGAAGGAGCGGAGAAGUUUGAUGUCAACCGGUGGGACGGAGAGUGUCAACGGGGAGGUGCCUGCCACACCUGUGAAGAGGGAGCAGAGUGGCCCAGAGGAGCAGGAGUGACUAUAUUUGAAGAGUUCUAAGAGACUGAAAACUUACGACAUAUGAAGUUGCCUAGGGAAUUAUUUUUUUAUCUUUUAUACAAUUUCUAUGGUGGAGUCUGCAGGCAUGUGGAUGAAAGCUAAAAGGGACUAUUGUUGCUAUGCUGGAUACAGAACUCAGUUUGCUUUGAAACAAGUUUUAGUUUGAAAAAAAAAAAAAAACUGAUGAAAAAUGUAUUGCAUUUCCAAGGAGAAAAAGAGCUCAUUUUUAUUUUUAAACCUUCCGCCCCGCCUCCCAUCCCCUCUUCAUGGCCUUGGUAUACACACUGCAGUUUUUCCAGUAUGAUCUCUGUGUACAGUGGAACUAUAUAGUCUGAGCUAAUGCUUGGGGUGUGUGUGUGUGUGUGUGUGUGUGUGUUUGUGUGUGUGUGUACACGUAUGUCUGUGCGUCUGCUUCUGUUCCCCCAGCCCUUGGAUCUCAUUUUGCUACUGGUUGUAAGAUCGUCUUACAGUUUUACUGUUACAGAAGAUAAAAGGCGAGUCUUCAGUGGUGAGGGCUCUUGGAAGGUAACCUGGUCCGGCCCUGGGAGUUGAUCACCCAAGAGAGCACUGAGUCAGAGGGAACUAGAUGCUAGACUUUGGAUUCAGAGACCAGACUUCAGCACUGAUCUGUUGCCAGCAUGCCACUCUUAGGUCACUUAGAAAAUAGGAAGAGUUUUUCGGGGUGUUUUUUUUUGUUUGUUUUUUGUUUGGCUGUGCCCUUGGCAUGCAAAAGUUCCCAGGCCAGAGAUUGA